AUGGAUUAAACCAAUUCCAAUUUAAUCAUAAUUGCUCCAGAGCACUCCUAUUCAAUGAAACUAAUUUAGUAUUUAAUCAAACAUUUCAAUAGUGAUGAAUUAAUUUUUGAUAAGAUUGAUGAAGAUCAUCAAAAGAUUGGGACUUAACUUUUAAUUAACACUAAGUAUUAUACAUGUGAUGUAGGAUUGCAUACAAUAAAUUACAAUUAUUUUAAUUAAGAAAAUGCUUUGGAAUAAUUAUAAACAAUCAAAGUAGACGGCGUAUUAUUUAUUGUUGAUGCCAACAACAUGAGUGGACUAGAUUAAUUCAUUAAUUUGUGCGAUCAAAUUCUAAACCAAAUCUAACCUGGUCUAUAGGCCAUUAUCUAUGAUAGAAAAGAAGGAACCAAAAUCAAUUUGGAGCUUUUGGAAAAUGAGGAGAAAAAAUUAGAAAGCUUUGUUGAAUAAAUUUAUUUAGACCUAAACAAUCCACCCAUCAAACAAUAAAUCAAACAGUUAUCUGAGUAAGCCGAAGAAACUCUUGGAUUUCCCAGGAUCAUAGAAAUUAUUGAAUGUAACACUUGGACAUACAUGAGACCCAAGGUGUAGGAGAAGAAGGAGAACAUUAGCAAAACGAAAGUGAGUGAAAAACAAUCUCAAGGCCUCGAUCAACUAGAAAAUGAGGAUGAUCAAUUUGCACAACUGAUGCAUGAUAUGACCAAGAUUAGGACUUCCAAAAUGACAGAUGAGGAGAGAAGGGAAAAAGCUGCCAACCUCAUGAAUUAAUUAAUGAAUAUGUGUCAAGAUGAUGACGAAGAUGAUAUGUGAUAUGUUUAUAUAAUGUUAAGAAAAUUAGAAAUAAAAUAUAUUAAAUAAA
Paramecium tetraurelia is the source of this 856-nucleotide messenger RNA. RefSeq lists its product as uncharacterized. The record is from RefSeq and is a predicted model, not a curated record. The transcript has 4 exons. Lineage: Eukaryota; Ciliophora; Oligohymenophorea; Peniculida; Parameciidae.